ACACCAUGCAGUUCGCUCGCAACAAACGAAAGAAGCAGGAUCUCCAGUCUGCGCACUACGAGCUGCCUCUGCAGUUUUAUGGGCAGCCUCCUCUUGAAAACAUCUCUCUCUCUGAGUUUGAGGGAUUUGCUGUGGACAGACUGAAAUUGUUAAAGGCCGUUGAGAGGUUUGGAUUGAGCGCUGUGAAGAACUCUGACGACUACAAGAAAAAACUGACUGCAGAGAUGAAAAUUCUGGACUUUCCUUACCGAGCAGAUGCUGAUGAAAAGACAGAUCUGGAUGGAGCAAGUGAACCUGAGAGACGGAGAAAGGACCAUAUCUCCCACUUCGUUCUCAGACUGGCCUACUGCCAAACGGAGGACUUGAGACGCUGGUUUAUACAACAGGAAGUCGAUCUUUUCCGCCACCGUUUUAAUGACCUUGAUCCAAAGAGAAAGCUUGAAUUCCUUCGCAAGAACAGUCUCCAAUAUGACACAAUCAGUGACACGGAGAAAAAUGAGCUGCACCAGAAACUUAUCAACUCCUGUUAUAACAUCAGUGGAGUAACUGUGAAGAGCCAGGACAUCUACAAAUUUGACAAAGCCUACACCUAUAGCAUCCGCCACAUGUUUGGCAAAGAGGGCAAACGAGCAGACUACACGCCCUACAGCUGCAUGAAGGUGAUUUUAUCCAACGCACCCAGCCAGGGCGACCAUCAUGGAUGUCCCUUUCGCCACAGCGACCCGGAGAUGCUGAAGCAGAAGCUUCAGUUCUACAAAGUGUCUCCCAGUGGAAUCAACCAGAUCCUGGAGCUGGUCAAAGGAAUGCAUUACCAGCUGGCGUGCCAGAAAUACUUUGAGCUGACCCACAGUGUUGAGGACACCGCUUUCUCGCUCAGUCACCCCAACCAGUACUUUAUAGAGAGCCAGAAAAUUCUGGGCGGAGGCAGGGAGAUAAAGCGAGAGAUGGACUCUCCCCAGAGGUCGCAGGCAAACUCUGCAGCCGGAGGAUCGACUGCAGCUCGAGAGGCAACAGCAAAUGCACCCCAGCAUUUGGCAGAGAUGACUGAGGACCUGGACUCUUUCUUUCAAGAUGCCUGAUUUCUGUUUUAAUGUAUUUUAUCAACCUAUUGAGUGAUUUUACAUAACCGGCUUUCAGUUCAUGUUUUUGUCCUGAUCAUCGUACCAUAAAUGUAGUUUUGUUCAAUUAAAGGGAUAUUUGUUUAGUCUGUUUUAUUUUCUUUCUUUGCUUUCGCUCUGGUCUGAGCUCACAUGCUUUAUACUCAGCCUCAAUGCACAGAGUUUGGCAGCAACAUGGGUUUUGGGGUGAUGACUAGAACAUUUCCCUGCUGUCUCAGAAACUAUGUCAUUGUAUUUGCUGGCAGCACUGUGGAUGAAUGGUGACAGGAGGAUGGAUGAAAAAAUAAACUGCUUCCACAGUUGUAUUACUCUGGCUUGGAAUAUUGCCUCAUAGUGUGCAAUGCAAUUUAUUCAAAGCGUAAGUGGUGAAAAGAUAUUUCCCCUUUUCUUUCUUGAGCCUCUGUCUUAUUAAUAUUUGCAAAAAGUGGGUGGCAGGCGAAAAGUUGAGAAGCCCUUAUGGUUGCUGUACGACUGCAACACAUCCUGCUACUGUAAUUUAGCCUUUUUAAGGAGGAGCAGUGCUUUUAUCUCCGAUCUUUCAACACAUUUUACAAGAUUGCUGACUUUACGUCCAAUUAGAGGCACUGAAGACUUGGCUUUGAAUUUCAUGAAUAGGAUUGCAUUCU
Molecule: messenger RNA, 1744 nt
Organism: Cololabis saira (Pacific saury)
Lineage: Eukaryota; Metazoa; Chordata; Actinopteri; Beloniformes; Belonidae
Gene: prim2
Product: DNA primase subunit 2
Exons: 9
Coding region: 6-1079 (357 amino acids)
Biological process (GO): DNA replication, synthesis of primer
Cellular component (GO): alpha DNA polymerase:primase complex
Source: RefSeq, a predicted model, not a curated record